Molecule: messenger RNA, 3085 nt
Organism: Cetraspora pellucida
Lineage: Eukaryota; Fungi; Glomeromycota; Glomeromycetes; Diversisporales; Gigasporaceae
Source: the annotation of a GenBank genome assembly
AUGCAAAGUGAAAUAUUAUUUCGAGAUUUCCCUCGUUCUAUUGCCCUUCGGCCGAUUCAAUUUGAAUCUGAUGGUAACCCCUACGAAAAAUCAAAUCCUUUAUUAUUAUUAUUUGAUCAAGUAGAACAAGGUUAUAACGAUUCUCCAUUACAAUGCAAUGUAAGACUUUUACGUGAAUCUGUGGCUGAUAUAAUGGACUAUCGGUCACUUGGCUCGAAAGCUGUUUAUGGGUGCCUUGGAUUGCUUCAAGUUGAACGAGCUGUUGUAACAGAGUGCCUUCCUAUUGGAGAAAUUCGUCCGAAUGAGUCCGUUUUUCGAAUUAUCGAUGUAGAAUUUUAUUCGCUUACCAAUAGUACACGGUAUUCUGUUUCAACAUACCCCGGCAAUAGAACAUCAUAUUAUGAUGAUAAUUUGCUCAAUGAUCAAUUGCCACAACAAUCUUACGAGCAUCCAUGUACACAAUUAAGGAAGUUACUAUCAAAUGGUCACUUUUAUUUUUCUUCGGAUUUUGAUUUAACAAAGGCUUUGAACGUUAGGUCAACAAUAUCAUCGACAGAUAAAUAUACUUAUGACGAUCAUUUCCUAUGGAAUAAGUUUAUGAUUAAUGAAUUGUUGAAUUUUAGAUCUAAACUUAAUAAAUUAGAACAAUUAGAAAUGGACAUUUGCGGUUUUUUAGUAUUAGUUAUUCAAGGAUAUGUUGGAAUGCAAGAUACAAUGAUUGGUUCAUCAAGAGCAUCCUUAUCACUCAUAUCUAAAUUAAGUUAUAAACGUGCUGGAACAAGGUUCAAUAUGCGUGGGAUAGACGAUGACGGCAAUGUUGCUAAUUUUGUCGAGACUGAAACAAUAUUGCAACUUCCUGAAACUUGCUUUUCUUAUAUCCAAAUUCGCGGAAGCAUCCCAGUAUUCUGGGAACAGCAGGGAUUACAAGUGAUGAGUCAUAAAAUUCAGAUAUCACGUGGUCCUGCAGCGACGCAACCUGCAGUCGAACGUCAUUUCAAUGAAUUGCAGAGCAGAUAUGGAAAUAUACAUAUCGUAAAUCUUCUUGGUGUUAAAGAGGGUGAAUUUGUAUUGGGCAAAGAAUAUAAAGAUCGUAUCAUAGAUUUAAACGGAAAUGGUUUAGAAAAUCGGGUAUUAUUUACAGAUUUUGAUUUUAAUUCAAUCUGUAAAAAUGGAAAUUAUGAAAAUAUGGCGCAAUUAUUUAGCGUGAUUGGUGAAAGAAUAGAAGACUUUGCGUUUUUUGCUCUGGAUAUGGAAUCAAACCGUCCUAUAUUUUAUCAAAAGGGCUCUGAUAUUGAAAGUCUUCAUUCUCGACAUUCUACUUUAUGGGCGGAAAAUGGAGAUAGUCUAUCGAAAAUUUAUACUGGUACUGGAGCUCUCCGAUCAGAAUACACUCGAAGCGGAAAGGUCACAUGGGCAGGUGUCCUGACUGAUGCUACGAAGACCGUCAACAGAUUUUAUAUCAAUAACUUUCAAGACAAGUCAAAACAAGAAACUAUUGAUUUGCUACUUGGAAAAUUGUUAAACUCCAAAGCAAUCGAGAUCCAUGACCCAGUUAAUGAGUUGAUACGUGAAGAUAUGCUAAAUAGACUAAACGACUAUUCUUCGAAAUCUACGAUAAAUGUAUAUGUCGGUUCAUACAAUUUGAAUGGACACCUACCGUCUGGAGAGUCCCUCUCAUCCUGGUUAUUUGCUUUUAAUGACCACGAACGGGAACCUCAUUUAUUUGUAAUCGGUUUCCAGGAGAUUGUCGAGUUAAAAGCGCAACAGAUUGUUUCAGCUGAUCCAGAAAAAUUGCGCAUUUGGGAGAAAGAAAUAAGUAAAGCCUUAAAUAGUCGUCCUGGCCAGCGUUCCAAUUAUGUAAUAUUGCGGUCUGGACAGUUAGUUGGUACAGCAUUAGUUAUUUACGCGAGAUCCGAUAUUGUAUCCAACAUACGCAAUGUUGAAUAUGUAAUGAAAAAGACAGGUUUAGGUGGCAUGGCUGGAAAUAAAGGUGGCGUCGCUAUUCGCCUUGAUUAUCAUGAUACGAGCAUAUGUUUUGUCACAGCACAUUUGGCGUCUGGACAAUCAAACCUAGAAGAUAGAAAUAAAGAUUACCAUACUAUCAAUGAUGGAUUAAUAUUUCGAAAUGGGCGUCGCCUUUUACAUCAUGAAUAUGUCAUUUUCUUUGGAGAUUUUAACUAUCGCAUAGAUUUAGGAAAUGAUGAGGUUCGAGAGCUCAUAUAUAAAGAAAAUUUUGAAAAACUAUUGGAAUUUGAACAGUUGACAAACCAAAUAAAUUACGGCCACGCAUUUACUGAGUAUAUUGAAGGACCCAUCACUUUUUUUCCUACCUAUAAAUAUGAUAAUGGAAGUGAUGAAUAUGACACUAGCGAGAAAGCCCGAACACCUGCGUGGACAGAAUUUUAUAUCGAGGAAAUAAAGCAGAUCGGAUAUUCUAGGGCAGAAUUAAGGGUUUCUGAUCAUCGACCGGUCAUGUCAUCAUUCGAUAUAGAGGCAAUUAAAUUUGACGAAGCUGCAAAAAAAAAAUUACAAGGGGAGCUUUAUAGUGAGAGACAAAAAAUAAUGUUGGGAAACGGAUCUUUGAUAUCGGAAAAUGGGGAAAAACAAACUAUUCAUGCUGCCAUAAUUAAUGGUGAUAGCGAACUAGAAAAACCAAAUUAUGAUAGAAAGUUUGAUAAUCUAUUUAAUGAUUACGAAGGUGAUAUAGCCAUUACCAAUGAUAGUAAAAUACAAAAAGAAACGGGGCCUGCAGUUGGUAUCCUGAUUAAUGUUGAUGAGAAUAAUAAAGAAGGAUUACCUCCACCAAGUUCAGAAACAUCCCAAUGGUGGACAGAUUAUACAGAUAAGUCAUCCAAUCCAUCUCUGAUAGUUGUAGAUAAGAGUGCCAUAAAUCGGAAGUAUAGAAAUAUUUCCAGCAAUCCUUUUCAUGAAUUGAGUCCACAAUUGACAAGGUCAAUGUCACUGAAGCCAUUGAUACCAUCCAAAUCUUUAAAACCGGUGAUAAGGCAUAGUAUGGGAAACAUUUUGAGAAAAAAUAACUUUACUGAAAAUGAUGAUGAAUUUUUAACAAAAGCACCAAAAUUUG